Messenger RNA from Oncorhynchus nerka (sockeye salmon), 1023 nucleotides. Its product is annotated as phosphopentomutase-like. The record is from RefSeq and is a predicted model, not a curated record. Gene Ontology annotation, molecular function: phosphopentomutase activity; magnesium ion binding. NCBI's taxonomy places the organism in Eukaryota, Metazoa, Chordata, Actinopteri, Salmoniformes, Salmonidae. Gene Ontology annotation, biological process: carbohydrate metabolic process; purine ribonucleoside salvage. Gene Ontology annotation, cellular component: nucleus.
AUGGAGAAUGUUUUAUCCUCGACUGGUGACGGUAUUGACCAAGCCAUUAAUCAGUGGCUGCAGUUUGACAAGAACCCCCAGACAGUGGCGUUGGUGCAGGGCCUGGUGAAGGAGGGGGCGGUUGGGGAGCUGCGGAGGUGUUUUGGCUCUAGGAUGGAGUUUGGGACGGCUGGCCUCAGAGCUGCCAUGGGACCAGGGAUCUCCUGUAUGAACGACCUCACCAUCAUACAGACCACACAGGGGUUCUGUAAGUAUCUGGAGCAAUGUUUCGGGCAGUGUCUGAAGGAGAGGGGGGUGGUGGUAGGGUUUGAUGCCCGUGCCCACCCUCCCAGUGGAGGCAGCAGUAGACGUUUUGCCAGCCUGGCGGCCGCCGUGUUCACCUGCCGAGGAGUCCCUGUCCACCUGUUCUGUGACAUCACACCCACACCCUUCGUGCCCUUCGCUGUGUCUCAUCUGGGUCUGUGUGCUGGCGUCAUGGUAACCGCCUCCCACAACCCCAAACAGGACAACGGCUACAAGGUGUAUUGGGAGAACGGUGCCCAGAUCGUGCCGCCCCAUGAUAAGGGCAUCUCUGUAGCCAUCGAGGCUAACCUGGAGCCCUGGCCUGAGUCCUGGGACAUAACCUCUCUGUCUCACAGCCCUCUGCUGAAGGACCCGUUCCAAGACAUUCACACAGAGUACUACAGGGCCAUCCAACAGCACUGUCACCACAGGGACAUCAACAAGAGUUCAGAGGUGAAGAUCGUGCACACCUCCGUGCACGGAGUCGGACACGCCUUCGUCCAAUCAGCUUUCAAGGCCUUUGACCUCCGACCCCCGUGCGUAGAGGAGCAGAAAGACCCCGACCCGGAGUUCCCCACCGACAAAUACCCCAACCCUGAGGAGGGGAGGGGGGUCCUGCAACAGAAGGGGCCUGUAGGGAUUAUGGGUAAUGUGUUGGGGGCGUUGCUGAGGAACAGGAGGCCUGUAGGGAUCAUGGGUAAUGUGUUGGGGGCGUUGCUGAGCAACAGAAGGGGCCUGUAG